UACAUCUCACACGUAUGACACGCUGGCACGUGUCCCGAUUCCCCUUUAAGCAUUUUCCUUUCCUCUGCCUCGCCGUUGCUCUCUCCCUCGGCUUUCUUUCUUUCGCCUCCAGCGGCACUCACUCCGUCCGAGCAUUCUCAUCGAUAGAAAAGAAGAAAAUCCAAAACCCUAGCAGAAGUGAAGGGGAAUAAACCCUAGAAGACAGAAAAAAGAAGAAAAGAAGAGAGAAAUGGCAUCAGAAGGAGAAUCUGCGGCAUCUCUGAAAGAUGAGGGCAACGAGCUUUUCAAGGCCGGAAACUACCUGAAAGCCGCUGCUCUCUACACCCAGGCUAUCAAGAAAGAUCCUUCAAAUCCCACCCUUUACAGCAACCGGUCUGCAGCUUUUCUGCAUUUGGUCAAACUCAAUAAAGCACUUGUUGAUGCUGAGACAACGAUUACAUUGAACCCACAGUGGGAAAAGGGCUAUUUCAGGAAAGGAUGCGUGUUGGAGGCAAUGGAGCGAUAUGAUGAUGCUGUGGCUGCUUUCCAAUCAGCUUUGCAGCAUAAUCCACAGAGUUCAGAGGUGUCUAAAAAAAUAAAGAGGCUCACACAAUUAGCAAGAGAUAGAAAGCGUGCUCAAGAAGUGGAGACUAUUCGGUCCAACGUGGACAUGGGAAAGUAUUUGGAUCCACUGAAAUUGGAACUAUCUGAGAAAUUUGGAACUGAAGAAUGCUGGCCGGAUAUCUUCUCUUUUGUCGUUGAGACCAUGGAGGCAGCUAUAAAAGUAUGGCAUGAAACUUCAAAAGUGGAUGCGAGGGUGAAUUUCCUCCUCGAUAAACAGAAGACACAGACUGAUAAGUAUGCUCCCAUUGUUAAUAUUGAUAAGGCAUUUGAAUCACCCCACACACACAGCAACUGUUUCUCAUUUCUUAGGCAGUAUGCUGAGGAUUCUUUUUCCAGGGCUGCUUGCUUGGUGGCACCCAAGAGUAUUAUAUCUUAUCCACAGGUCUGGAAAGGACAAGGAUCGAGAAAGUGGAAGCAUGGCCAGAGCGAUGGUUUCUUUGUUCAAUUUGAGUCGCCUGUAUUGCGCAAACUGUGGUUUGUCCCUAGUUCAACCGAAAAGGGGAGGGUGCUGUGUCGGGAUCCAGAGGUCCUGGAUGUAAGUGCCCAUGAACUGCUUCCACGUCUCUUCAAACAAGCUGCCGUUAAUCACAGCUAAGGCCACACUUCAGUUCCAAGCUAUCCGAUGGGAAAGAACAGUAGGCCCUCUGAGAGUGAGGGGAGUGGCUUUUGUCCCAGAGAGGGAGACGAAAAUGUCAUGCCCGAGUUGCAUUGUCAUUUGAUUUCCGGCUCUGUCAUGAGAAUCAUACACCAGUGCCUUUUGGAGUACUUCUCCAUGCAUGGAAAAAGGUACUGUGAAUUUUGAACUAGGCUUGAAAUGGUUUUUGAAGCUCGUCUUGAUUGUACACUCUCAAGUUAUUUGCUGUAUGAUUAUGUUGUGUUUGAGUUCUGCAAAUUUGCAUACGUGACUGUUUCAAAAGGUAAAAUACCAACUUCUGGAAGGAGUGGCAGUGAUUACGUGUGUGAUUGGGGUCGUUUGGGGUGUGUGGACAGGGAUCUCCAAGGGGAUGUCUGUGUCCACAGAUUGGGUUGUCUUGGAAAUGAAUUACAAUGUAUGUUGAGUUUUUGUGCUUGGAUGCGUGGAGUGGUUCCAUGGA
Messenger RNA from Magnolia sinica, 1697 nucleotides. RefSeq lists its product as uncharacterized. Bases 230 to 1198 code for a protein of 322 amino acids. The record is from RefSeq and is a predicted model, not a curated record. The transcript has 8 exons. NCBI's taxonomy places the organism in Eukaryota, Viridiplantae, Streptophyta, Magnoliopsida, Magnoliales, Magnoliaceae. Gene Ontology annotation, molecular function: Hsp90 protein binding.